This is a messenger RNA of Mercenaria mercenaria, 1060 nucleotides long. RefSeq lists its product as uncharacterized. The coding region runs from base 176 to 721 and encodes 181 amino acids. The transcript has 2 exons. Lineage: Eukaryota; Metazoa; Mollusca; Bivalvia; Venerida; Veneridae. The record is from RefSeq and is a predicted model, not a curated record.
AUUUAAUAACUGGUUUUAAUAAAAACAUUCAUUAUAACAAGAAACGCCAGUGAAGUGCAGAUGAUUUUUAAAGCUUUAAGUCGAAUUUGUGGAUUUCGUCUUUUACGGGAACUGAUAUUCUUAAUUACUUGAGACUAAUAUUCAACGUAACAGGUAACGUUGCCAAGAAGAGCAAAUGGCAGCCAGAACCAAACUCUAUCGUCUUCUACGAGAUGAUGAAAAUCCCUUGGACGAAGGAAUAAAAGCCAAACUUCCCAACGAAGACAAAACUCCGUUGCAGCAUAUUCGUCACGGAUCUCGGCAUAAUUCGCAAUGGAUCUCAACCUCAAGAAAUCUUUCUGAUGUUGACGAAUUAAUAAGAUUUAAAAGGAGAAAAGAGGGGCGGUCAAGACGGUGUAGAGUUGUAGAAAUAGAUGAACAAAGGUUAAAGUUGUAUGCAGAAAAGAAUAGAGAUAAUAUGCGACAACUUCUAAACUUAAUGAUGAAAAUGACAGUUAAAGAACAACGGAUAAUGUGGAAAUUAUUCACUCAAUUAUUGGAAGAAACAACAGGAAAAAUAUUUGACUUUACCGACCAAACAGUUAUGAACGAACAUAUCCCUAAAGAUCCUUUCAGUCUAAGCGAAAACGAAAAGGCACGUGGUUAUGCAAGGAGAUACAGCGAGGUGCUCGUCGAGCGUUUUAUUCCGGCCGACUGUUGCAUUCGCAUUUGCGACAGAUAAAAUCAGAGUUUAAUAUGAAGUUUGCAACAACUUAAGCAGAAACUAUGUAUAUUGAAUGAUACUUUAGUGACUAGAAUCUUUGUUAAUUUGUACAUUCACAGAAGACCUUGCAUGGAAGUUACAUGAGAUAUGUUUAACUAUAGGAAGUCAUAUUGUACAUAUUUUACUUCAUUUUAAUUUCAUUAAUCAUACUUACUAAAUUUUGAUGGUUGUUCUCAUACCUUAUGACGAGAGCUUUUCAAAACAGCUCGAAAGAUUUCACUCAUACUAAAUCAUUUCAGAGUCAUGUAUUAGUCAAUUACCAUAAAUGUGUGCAAUAAAUCAUCAUUUUAUAUUUCA